AUGAAAGGGAUUUCGGGACAGAAACUUCACGAGAUUUAUUUUGCUGCCUGGGAAAAAGGUUUAAAAACUACUUAUUAUUUACGCACCUUAGGGGCUAGUCGAAUUGAAAGUUCUACCUUAGAUGCGGCCAAAUUUGGUUUUACGCAGAAAAGAAAUAAUCAAGAAUGUUUAUUGAAUAAAGCCGCCGACCAAACCAUAAUUAGUUUUCUUAAAAGAAGGUUUAAGACUACUCCGCUAAGUCUAAUUUACAAAUUAUUUCGCACUAAAAAAGUAAAAGUGGAUGGGGAAAAUAUUCGUUAUUAUCAUCAUCGCCUAAAAGUUGGAGAAAAAAUUGAAGUUAAUGAUAAAUAUCUCCAAUUGUCUAAUCAGAUUAUUUAUCCUCUUUCCCAGAACAAAAUGUAUUUUAAAAUCAUUUAUGAGGACAAAAAUAUUUUGUUGGCUCUUAAAGAACAUGGAAUAACUAUGCCUAGUUUAGAUAAUGCAGUCAGACAUUAUUUAUCAGAAAAAAAUCCAACGGAGUAUCAGCGGCAAAUUGAGAAUUAUUUUGUCUUAAUUGCCGCUCACCGACUUGAUAAGUUAACCAAAGGAUUAGUUAUUUAUCCAAAGAAUCCGGUAGCAAAAAAAGUGCUAUACCAGGCAAUUGGCGACAAAAGCAAGAUAACCAAAAAAUAUUUAGCAAUAUGUGAAAAAUCACCCAAAAAGGCAUUACCCAAUUACAUUAGCGGCUAUUUGUGGAAAAAUAACCAAGCCCAAAAAAUGGAAUUUGCUCCAAAAUCAACCAACCCCCAAGCCAAAUUUUGUGCCUUAGAGAUAAAAAAAGUUGGGGGGGAAAAUAUUUAUCAAACUUUAGAAAUCACUUUACAUACGGGGAGAAAACACCAAAUUCGCAGUAUUUUAUCCUAUUUAGGCUACCCGGUCAUUGGUGAUGAAAAGUAUGGUAGCAAAAUAAAAAUAGAAAAUAAGAUUCAUUUAUUAGCCUAUAAAAUAGAAUUCAAUAAUUUGCCUUCGCCACUUGCUUAUUUAAAUGGAAAGUCAUUAAGUAGUAAUUUUUCCCAUCCAGUUUAUAAUUGUUGUUCCCAAAUACCUAAGGGUAAAGUUUCAACUUAUAAGUAUAUUGCGGAAUUUCUUCAUAUUUCACCACGGGAAGUUGGUCAAAUUCUAAAAAAUAAUCCUUUUCUAUCCUCUGAAGUUCCUUGUCACCGAGUCAUUGCCACUAAUUUUUUUAUUGGCGGAUAUUAUGGAGAAUGA
This is a messenger RNA of Ambispora leptoticha, 1248 nucleotides long. The record is from the annotation of a GenBank genome assembly. Lineage: Eukaryota; Fungi; Glomeromycota; Glomeromycetes; Archaeosporales; Ambisporaceae.